Messenger RNA from Bursaphelenchus xylophilus (pine wood nematode), 685 nucleotides. The record is from the annotation of a GenBank genome assembly. NCBI's taxonomy places the organism in Eukaryota, Metazoa, Nematoda, Chromadorea, Rhabditida, Aphelenchoididae.
AUGUCGAUUCUUAUGAAAAUCAAGGAAAUUGAGGAUGAGGUAUGUAUUCUUCGUUUUGUUGUUGAACUUUUAGAUGAAGAAUGAGUUUGUGGAGGUGAUCUUGAGGCUUUUGAGAGUCUAAGGUAGUAUAAAUCUUCAAGUUUUUAGGCUUUACGGUUUAAUCUAUCUAUAAAUCACUAGUUCUAUCAAUUUACUUCGAAAUUCAAGUUAUUCUAGCUGGAUCGGGUUUAACUAGGUCUCAAAUCGCUGCCAGCUUCUAUCCACAGAUUUUUUUGGUAUCUAAGGCCCUGGCAUUUGGCCUGUUUCUGAUAUUAUACUUCUUGUUACCACUUCAAACCUAAAAAUUUAGUUUUUUUUACGAAAAAUUUUCUGUUUCUUUGAGUACCUCUAAUUACUAGCUUCACACUCCAACUAGCUGACUUAUCACUUCCGUUGGUACUCUUUCUUGUAAGAUGUUUAUAAAAACGAUUUCAUUUAUUCUUUUCAUUGACGUAUAUUACUUUAGAUGGCAAGGACACAAAGGAAUAAGGCCACAAUGGGUCAUUUGGGUCUGUUGAAAGCGCGGUUAGCCAAACUUCGACGUGAGCUGAUUUCGCCGAAAAGUGGUGGUGGUGCCCAGGCCGGAGAAGGAUUCGAUGUGGCCAAGACUGGAGAUGCACGAAUUGGUUUCGUCGGUACGGUUUAA